Messenger RNA from Larimichthys crocea (large yellow croaker), 2028 nucleotides. It is a transcript of the gene cdkn3, whose product is annotated as cyclin dependent kinase inhibitor 3. Gene Ontology annotation, biological process: protein dephosphorylation. The record is from RefSeq and is a predicted model, not a curated record. Gene Ontology annotation, molecular function: protein tyrosine phosphatase activity. Lineage: Eukaryota; Metazoa; Chordata; Actinopteri; Sciaenidae. The transcript is spliced from 8 exons. The coding region runs from base 121 to 750 and encodes 209 amino acids.
CUUAGGCUCGGCGCUUGACUGUGAUUGGCUGCUGCGCUCGGAGAGUUUUCAAACCGAGGCAGCAGCUGACGGAGCUGUCAAAACAGACGACGGGCGGAGACAGCGUGACCGUCUGAAGCCAUGAGGACGAGCGAGUUUGACUCCUCAUCUGAAGAGGAGGAGGUCGGAGAGGAGCAGCUGACGCCGUUCCACAUCUCCUGGUUACCUCUGUCCAUAGUGGAGUGCUCGCAGUUUCUUGGGAUAUGUGCACUACCAGGGUGCAAAUACAAAGAUAUCCGCAGAAGUCUGGAAAGAGAUGUUGAGGAGCUCCAGAACCAGGGCGUGCAGGAGGUGUUUGUUUUCUGCACCAGAGGAGAACUGAACAAGUACAGAGUUCCCUCCUUGCUGGACGUCUACCAGCAGCGAGGCUUCACAGUUCACCACAUGCCCUUUCCAGACGGAGACGCUCCCGAGCUGGAGCAGUGCUGCCAGAUCCUCGAGGAGCUGCAGGACAGCCUCGAGAACAACCGGAGGACUGUGAUCCACUGCUACGGAGGUCUGGGACGCUCGGGAUUAAUCGCUGCCUGUCUGCUGCUUCAGCUCUCCGUAACCAUGACGGCGAACAAAGCGAUCGAAAUCCUCAGAGAGCACAGAGGAGGAGGAGCCAUUCAGACUGUGAAGCAAUACAACUUCCUCCACGAGUUCCGGGAACGGUACGCGGCGUACCAGGAGAGCAGAGAGGCGAGCACAGAGCGCUCGGUGUCUCGGUGAUCGACGUCUCUUCGAAUCACGGGCUGUUACAAAAAAAAAUAAAUCUUCAAACUUUACAGCGUUUCGUUCCCUGAUCGUGUGUUGUGAUAUAAUUGUAUUCUCUGAUGAUUGCACUUUAACAGAAUACUCUAAUAUAUUGCUUUUGUUUUGUUGUUGUCUUCCUCAUUGUAACCAAAUUAAAGACUUUCUGAGGAAGUCCCGCUGGGGUCUUAUCGUCACCAAACACAAGUACAGCUGUUUGUUUGGUGCUGUUGUUGUAGACUGUCAAAUAAAGCUUGAAAAGGCCCCAAAAUAAUUAAAAGAUAUUAAAAUAAAACAUCAGUCUCAGACAGAAAACAGUGAAUGUUUGUACAAUAAUCCACAAAGUAGAGGUUCAAAUAUUUUACUGGGAAAUUGAAAUGAAACCAGACCAAACAUACUUUCUGAAACAACAUGUCAGUCUGUUAUGAGUGGGAUCGUUUUAUUUAGAAUCAAAUAAACUCAAGUUGUCAUUUCUUAAGAUGCGACACGAUGGGAUCUAAUACAAAAAUCUAAUUUUUUUAGUCUAACGAAUGACCGUCCCUUUCCCUGAUAGAUGUACACAUUUGAAAAAUGUCAAUAAAUACUUGGAAGUAUUCACAAAUUGUGUUUAAUGGCCUUCAAACUCAAAGAAAUCAUUUUCCAGAGCCGCUGUGAGGAGUGCUUGAUAUUCCUGGAGACAUUAAAAAGUCAAAUUAAAAAUAAAUAACCUGCUAAACGCUGUGGAAUAUUUGUAAUGAACAAAAACACACACACAGUGACAAACAGUUUGAAAAGGUACAAUCAACAGUAUGGCACGUCAGCAAAGCUCAAAUGCAAAGAAGCAGAUAAUAAAGUACUGAAUAUAUUAUUGUACUGUUGAGUCUACCUUUUUUUUUUUUUUAAUCUAUGGAUAGCUGCGGGGGGCAUUUCUACAGAAACACAGGGGCAUGUACACGUUUCGUCUAGUCUGGAUUCACACAAAACAAAUAUCGCCAUUGACUUCCACAGGGAUUACACGGUGAUUUAAAACGUGAGGAUAAAUAGGUUCGAAGGAUGGAAACGACACGAGAUAGUUUGAAAACCGACGCGACAAUCGAGGCCGACUGUCUCCACAUUUCACUAAGUGAUGAUGACCCGUGCACUUCAGCACCUCCAACGUCCCAGAAUGUUCAUUUCCAUAAAGACCGCAGUCUAGUUUGCACUUCUAAGUUUUAGUGUUGAUAAUGAAUCACAUGGCAGGUAGAAAUCAGCUGUUUAAGCCCAGAAUCUAAUUCACAG